AUGCCGUCAAUCACCAUCAAAGCCGCAGCGGAAGGCACCAAAGACGCGAACGCGGGGACCGAGGAUGUGUCUCAUAGCCUCGUCAUCUUUCUGCAGUCGCAGUCGCAGAACAUGUUGACGAGGCUGUACCAGAAACCCUCCGCUUGUCUCUCGAUCUUUAGGCUGUUGCGGCCCCUGGAACGACAACUCGUCAUGAACCUCCUGUGGCUCGAUUUGCCAAUACCCCCGUCAACGAUGGCAGCGUGGGUGACGCGUGAGGGGAAGAAACCAUACCAAGACGCGCUGUCGACAUUGGCGCGGUUGCAUAUUCUGCCACCAUCAACUUCGAAACACUCCUUGAACCCCACUUUCAAAUCCGGCUUGCGGCAAGCGAUCACCGGAGGUGGCACAAGCGGCAGUUUCGGGGUACUCAUAGAGAACGACGACAAAAAUCCUCCCCCAGAGAUCGAUGCCCUGGACGGGUAUGCUCUUGAGCGUUGGGAGACUAUCCUGUACUAUAUGGUUUCGUCUGGGACGGGGGAGUUCCCUUCACAGCCGUCCAAAGGUGUGUUGUACCUGCUGGAAAGAAGUGGCCUCAUGGCUCGGGUUCAUAGCGGCGCAUUGCAGAUUACGUCCGGUGGCUUCCAAUUCCUUCUCCAUCCGCCGCACGUCCAACUCUGGGAACUACUGCUCCAGUACCUCCAAAUGGCAGAGGAAAGACAAAUGGAUCUUGUAGAAGUGAUCAGCUUUCUCCUGAUGCUGUCCACGACUGAGCUAGGGAAGAACUAUUCCACGGAGAACCUGAGUCCCACUCAGAAAACCAUGCUUGACGACCUUCGCGAUUAUGGGCUGAUUAAGCAGCGCACGCCAACUUCACGGAGGUUCAGUCCGACUCGACUAGCCACUACGCUGACGUCUUCAUCCCCCCCACUUCCCACGUCUGCCGGUUCGGGGGACGGAUCGCACGCUCAGGGGUUCAUCGUCCUUGAGACCAACUACCGUCUGUAUGCGUAUACAGAUAACCCGUUACAGAUUGCUGUCCUGAACCUGUUCGUGACGCUCAAGUCGCGAUUCCCAAACCUCGUUAUCGGAGCAAUAACGCGCGAUAGUGUCAAGAAGGCGCUCGCCAGCGGCAUUACCGCCGACCAAAUCAUCAGCUACCUCGUCACACAUGCGCACCCUCAAAUGCGAAAGAAUCAACCUCUCCUUCCCGUCACCGUCCAGGAUCAAAUCCGGCUCUGGGAGCUUGAGAAAAAUCGCAUGAAGUCGCAAGAAGGGUAUUUGUAUACCGCCUUCGCUUCCCAGGCCGACUACGAAUACGUCCUCAACUAUGCGAAGCAACUCGACGUCGUCUUAUGGGAGAACGCCUCUCGACGGUGUUUCUUCGGCAGCGUAGAAGGCCACGCUAACAUUCGAGGGUUCAUCGAGCGACGGCAGACCGCUGGGAACACUUAG
Trametes versicolor FP-101664 SS1 is the source of this 1434-nucleotide messenger RNA. RefSeq names its product transcription factor Tfb2. The transcript has 13 exons. The coding region runs from base 1 to 1434 and encodes 477 amino acids. Lineage: Eukaryota; Fungi; Basidiomycota; Agaricomycetes; Polyporales; Polyporaceae. Gene Ontology annotation, biological process: nucleotide-excision repair. The record is from RefSeq and is a predicted model, not a curated record. Gene Ontology annotation, molecular function: double-stranded DNA binding; ATPase activator activity. Gene Ontology annotation, cellular component: transcription factor TFIIH holo complex; transcription factor TFIIH core complex.